Messenger RNA from Durio zibethinus, 1565 nucleotides. Its product is annotated as dirigent protein 25-like. Lineage: Eukaryota; Viridiplantae; Streptophyta; Magnoliopsida; Malvales; Malvaceae. The record is from RefSeq and is a predicted model, not a curated record.
UUCAACAACUCCAUUUCUUCAGGUAGCUCCUGCCAAGAACUCAACUUAGAUAUAAAUACACUUGCAUAUCCUCCAAUCCAUCAAGAAAAAUACUAAAGCAAACCUUCCUGAACUUUUAGGUGUUUUCCCUUGCCAGAAACAUCAGAUGGAAUCGUACAAACUCAUUUCUAUACUUCUAAUCUUCACAAUUGCAUUCUCCACUUCAGCAAGAAUGCUUGAUGAGCAACCCUCAAACCCGUCAAAUGCAGUUGUGACACCUGUCACUAAUGUACCACAAUUGCCCACCCCAUUAGGCACACAACCUAGUCCUAGUGUGGCUGCAGCCACUGGUGUGAAUGUUGCCAACCCUGACCCUGACCACACCCUAACCUUCUACAUGCAUGACAUUCUAGGAGGUUCAAACCCAACUGCUCUAGCGGUGACUGGUGUUGUUAGCAACCCCGCAAUCAACGGUCAACUUCCAUUUGCCAAACCAAAUGGUGCAAACCUCCCGGUGAGCAAUGGAAUAAACCAAAAUAGUGGUAAUACAGGUCUUAUAAACAACAACAACAUUCCAUUUCUCACUGGCCUUUCUGGCAACACUCAAGCUGUGUUGCAGAACAAUGGCAACAACAACUUGAUCAAUGGGGCAUUAAACUUCCCAAUCACAGCUGGAGGCCAACUUCCUUCUGGGUCUACUCUCCAAAAACUCAUGUUUGGAACAAUGACUGUCAUUGAUGAUGAACUGACAGUAGGACAUGAGCUAGGUUCUGGCUUCCUUGGCAAGGCACAAGGGUUCUAUGUGGCUAGCUCAAUUGAUGGAACCAGUCAAACAAUGGCAUUUACAGCCAUGUUCGAGAGUAGCCACUAUGCUGACACCCUUAGCUUCUUUGGGGUUCAUCGUACCGGUGUAUCGGAGUCUCAUUUGGCUAUCAUGGGUGGUACUGGAAAAUAUGUCAAUGCAAAAGGUUUUGCCAUUGUUAAGACUAUACCAGCGACUAAUCAACAGCAGGAGACUGAUGGCUUAGAGACGGUCCUAGAGUUCACUGUUUAUGUUACCUAUUAGAUAUGACCUGAGAAUUGAAAAUACGUGGAUUUUUAAGGUACUGCCUAGAAAAGAAGUGAAAUUUGAUGUAAUUUAUUUGGAAUGUUUUAUUGCUAUGAAUCUGAAAAAGAAAGAAAAAUCUACAACUUGUUUGGCUAAUCUUGUCUAAACUUUAAAAAACGAACUCAUUUCUUCAAUGCUAUCCUUGAGCAGCUAUAACUUGUCAUAUUUACAUAUAACUUGUCAUACUUACAAAGUUUGUAAGAUCUCUUCAGUUACUGUCAAAUUUCUUGUGGUAUGAUUCUCGCUUAGGGUGCGAGAGGUCCCGAGUUCAAUUCUCGGAAUGCCCCUUUCAAAGAGGUUUACAUUUAAAAUAAUAAACUUCAGUUUGUUCAACAGCAGGUACAGGUCCCGAGUUCAAUUCUAGGAAUGCCCCUUUCAAAGAGGUUUACUUUUAAAAUAAUAAUGAUGUUAGGGACGGCUGCAAAUGAAGCUACUGAAAAAUUUUAAUCAAGUAUAAAGAAGAACAAAGGGAUGAUGA